AAAAGCUAAAGAGGGUUGAGAAAUCAAAAGCUUGCCUGCCCUGCCCCUCCCUCCGCUUCACCUGUUCUCUCUCUCUCUCUCUCUCUCUCUCUCUCUCUCUCUCUCUCUCUCUCUCUCUCUCUCUCUCUCUCUCUCUCUCUCUCUCUCUCUCUCUCUCGCUCCUUCUAUCUCUCUAUCUUCCUUUUCCCACUGAGUCGUAUCUCCUGGUCAGGUUUACUGUUCUCGCCAUCUUCUCACCAAGUCCCUCUGCUCCAUGGUUUGGGGCAAGUCCCAGUCCACAUGUGGGGUUACGACUGACAGGACUACACUACAGGAAACCUAGGAUACUUUGCAGACUUUUUUUAUUCUUCAACAAGGAGUUCAGAAACCCGUGGAUAUAAUAAUCUCACCCCGUUUGGAAUACCUAUGCUUGGCUCUUUGUUUCCAUUUGAACGCCCUGCUGUGAAGUGCCUGCAGACAAUCACUCCAUUCCUAACCUGGAUAUUGCCGUUUGAAUGCAGAGUUCAUCAACAUGGUAUUCAUAUAGUCUAACACGCUCCAGUGAUGGCUGGUAAUUUGGUGGUUACUUUGCCCGCGCUGGGAUAGACACCUUCCCCACCCUCUCUCCCUCCACGCUCCCCACCCUCCCCCUCCCCUCGCCUGCAUCCGAGAGAGCUCCAGAGAACGUCUGAGGUAAAAUGGCAGCUCACAAAGACGCCAGCUUCCUGCUCCAGCUGUCUCACCAUCCUCGAUGGCAGCCGUGCCCUGAGAGCAGGGAGAGGAAGAGACUCAGGAGGAAGUCACCACCUGAGGAGGACAGCUCUGUGCCUGAUGCUGCCGCGCCAUCAUCCCCGGUGUUCAGGUCGAAAAAAUGGUGGGGCAACUGGCUGAUGUUGCCCCUGGUCAUGGCCACAUACCUACCCUGCGAGGCCUGGGCGACGACCUUCAAGGUAGCCAUAGUCGGACCCUGGACAUGUGACCCAUUGUUCUCCAAAGCCCUCCCUGACCUCGCGGCUCGCCUUGCCACCAGUCGCAUCAACAAAGACCCGUACAUCAGCAAAGGCUACUGGUACGACUACACGCUCAUCAACGAGGACUGCCAGUCUCCCCGCGCUCUGGCCCGCUUCGCCGAGCUGGAAGGUUACGGCUCGGCGUUCCUGGGCCCGGCCAACCCGGCCUACUGCUCCUCCGCGGCGCUGUUCGCCAAGAACUGGAACAAAGGACUCCUCUCUUGGGGCUGUCUGAAAGCCAACAUGGAGGAGGGGCCGUACCCGACCUUCCUGCGACCUCUGCCGCUGUCGUCCCGCGUGCUGUUCUCCGUGCUGCGCUUCUUCCGCUGGGCUCACGUGGCGAUCGUGACGGCGGAGGGCGACCUCUGGGAGGCCACGGGGAACGAGCUCGCCGCCUCGCUGCGCGCUCUCGGCCUGCCCGUCAACACCGUGGUAACCAUGGAGAUGGACAAGGAGGGGCCCCAGAGGGCCCUGUCCAAGGUGCGGGACGCAGACCGCGUCAGAGUGGUCAUCAUGUGCAUGCACUCUGUCCUGAUUGGUGGAGACGCCCAGUACCAGCUGCUAACCACCGCCAUGGACAUGCGCAUGAUCGACCGCGGCUACGUCUUCAUCCCCUACGACACACUCCUGUACGCCCUGCCCUACCGCGACACGUCCUACCCCGUCCUGGCCAACGACACCAAGCUGCGGAAGGCCUAUGACGGCGUCCUCACCAUCACCAUGGAUCAGGGAGAGCGCAACUUCUACGAGGCCUUCAGAGACGCGCAGGACUCAUAUGAGAUCCGCACCAGCACCCCCCCAGAGCAGGUGUCUCCGUUCUUCGGAACCAUCUACAAUAUGCUCUACUUCCUGGCCAUGUCUGUGGAGCAGGCGCGUCUCUCUGAUGGCCGCUGGGUGACCGGAGACGUCCUGGUCAAGAGCGAGGGGGGCUUCGACUUUGAGGGCUUCAACCAGCCGCUGAUCUCGGGCAGCGACGGGGAGGGGAUGCAGGGUCGCUACGUGGUUCUGGACACCAACGGGUUCACCUCCAGCCUCUACGCCACCCAUGCCCUGGAGGCUUCACACACCUACGGCAAAUACGGAAGCCUGAAGUAUAAAGGGCAGUCGAUCCACUUUGCCGGCAGCACGCCGUACACUGACUCCGGGUGUUGGUUCAGCUCGUACUUUGCCUGCAGUGGAGGGAUGGGUGGAGAUAUUCUCUUCUUCAUGUUCAUGCUCUGCAUCAUGCUGGCCGGUGGAGGAGCAGCUGCCUUCCUUCAUUUCAGGAAGAGUGGCCGGGUGGGGUUCAGUUUUGCCGGCGGCAGCAUGGGAGCAGGGAGAGGGAACCUGAAGAUGGUUCUGAGUCUCGACGACCUGAUCUUCAUCAACACUCAGCUCAGCAGACAGAAGCUGAACGAGGAAAGCAUGAUAAAGAGUCAGCUGGACAUGAAGGCCUCUCGCUUCUCUGUGUCUGGUCGGAGUUACUUUGCCUCCACGCCCGAGAGCUCCAACGUGGCCGUCUAUGAGGGUGACUGGGUCUGGCUUAAGAGAUGCCCCAAUGGAAAUGCUGUGUCAUCUGUCAACGAGAAGACUAAGACUAUCUUCAACAUUCUCAGGGACAUGCGUCAUGAGAACCUGAACCUGUUCCUGGGUCUGUUCCUGGACUGCGGCAUCUUUGGCAUCGUGACGGAGUACUGCACCCGGGGCAGUCUGGAGGACCUGCUCAACAACGAGGAGAUGCGUCUGGACUGGAUGUUCAAGUCUUCCUUACUCAUGGACCUUAUCAGGGGGAUGAAGUACCUGCACUAUCGGGACAUCAUCCACGGACGCCUUAAGUCCCGUAACUGUGUGGUGGACGGCCGCUUCGUCCUGAAGGUGACUGACUACGGCUUCAACCAGGUGGUGGACAGCCAGGAUAUCGGGGAGGAGGAGCAGCGGCCGGAAGACCAGCUGUGGACCGCUCCAGAGCUGCUGAGAGACAGCAAGCUGAACAGGAAGGGGAGCUUCUCAGGAGAUGUUUACAGUUACGCCAUCAUCAUGCAGGAAGUCAUCUCCCGCAGUUCCCCCUUCUGUAUGCUGGACAUGCCUCCCAAGGAGAUCAUCAACAAGGUGAGGUCCCCCCCUCCCCUGUGUCGGCCCUCUGUGUCGCUGGACCAGGCCCCGCUGGACAUGAUCCAGAUCAUGAAGCAGUGCUGGAGCGAGGAGCCCGACCGCAGGCCAACCUUCGAGGAGAUCUUCAAACGGGUCAAGAACUUGACCAAAGGGAAGAAGACCAACAUCAUCGACUCGAUGCUGCGCAUGCUGGAGCAGUACUCCACCAACCUGGAGGACCUGAUCCGGGAGAGGACAGAGGAGCUGGAGGUGGAGAGACAGAAGACCGACCACCUGCUGGCCCAGAUGCUGCCCAAGUCUGUGGCCCAGGCCCUGAAGACGGGUCAGCCUGUGGAACCGGAGCACUUUGCCGUGGUCACCCUGUACUUCAGCGACAUCAUGGGGUUCACCACCAUCUCUGCCCUCAGUGAGCCCAUUGAGGUGGUGGACCUGCUCAACGACCUCUACUCGCUCUUCGAUGCCAUUAUCGGACUGCAUGAUGUCUACAAAGUGGAGACUAUAGGAGACGCCUACAUGGUGGCGUCUGGAGUUCCCAACCGCAACGAGAACCGCCACGCUGCGGAGAUGUGCAACAUGUCUCUGGACAUCCUGCACUGCAUAGGGGCCUUCAGGAUGAGGCACAUGCCCGACGUGAAGGUCAAGAUCCGCAUCGGCCUCCACUCUGGCCCUGUGGUAGCAGGAGUGGUGGGGCUGACCAUGCCUCGGUACUGCCUGUUUGGAGACACCGUCAACACCGCCUCUCGAAUGGAAUCCACCAGCUUGCCUUACAGGAUCCACGUCAACAAAAGCACAGUAGAUAUCCUGACCGUCCUGAACCAGGGAUACAAGAUAGACAACAGAGGAUUGACAGAACUGAAGGGGAAAGGGGUGGAGAACACGUUUUGGCUGGUCGGCAAGGAAGGGUACCUCAAACCCCUCCCUGUCCCACCUGACCUCACGCCCGGGGCGAGCAAUCAUGGCAUCUGCGUGGAGGAGAUUCCUGCCGACAGGAGACAGAAGUUCCUGGAUCGGCAGAAGAAGAUGGGCUAGAAUCCGCUAUCACCUCCAUCCACCAGGGGAAGUUUGAAGUCAGCCAACACAGAUAUGGACACUGGAGAGUUGCUGUGGAGAAGGAGGAGGAGGAGUGUGCACCAGGCCAGUCCUACACACACUCGGAUCAGCAGGUUGUGCCCAAACAAGCCAAAGUUGGACAGACACUGUCAUCAACACAUCACAUAUGGUGCGCUGAGCAAGGAUGAGUUAAAACGAGAGUUUGUGAUGAGAAGCAUAAACAGGACUACCACGAGGGAGAACUACUACAAAGCAGAAUAGUUAGAAAAGACCAACAUGCUUUGAUGUGCUAGAGAAUCAAGCUUCUCUAAACCACCAUUGGAAACCUAUGGAAUCUUGCUGAAGUCAUCUUUAAACAAAGGUUUUAUCACGUGUUAAAUUACUGUAAUGUACUAAUCUCUACUGUCUCUCUUUCUUUGUAGAAUUAUUUGAGUGAUUUCAUGACAAGCAUCCCGAGGGUGUCAUGCAUUCCUUUUCAGUCAGGCAGAUGAGUUUUAGCUCCUAUGCACAUCCCAACUCUCAUAGUGACUGGUAGAUUACCACAGACACACAAGGUAGAAUAUAUUUAAUUCCUUACAGGUCUGAGAUAGGCUUGUAUUAUUCUGGUUGAUAGAAAUUCUUCCUUUUCUAUAACCAUGAUGUUACCAUAAUUCAGGCCUUUGAUGUAUUCAAUGAGAACUGAGAAAUGUUGACCCCUCCCCUUGACAACAAAUGCCACUGUGUAGUCAUUGACAGUAGUCUGUCAAUUAGUUAAGAGAUUAAAAUAUAUUUUUAGGUUAAACAGAUGGGUUGAAGGCUACAACCAUUGUUGCCAUCAGAAGCUCCAGGAAAGGAACAGUAAAAUAUCACAUAUCAUCUCUCAAAAAAUAAGGCUAUCAUUGUUUUAUUGUGCUAUUCCGUUAAAUCCAGGUACGUCUUUAUAGACUUGUUGAUUUUUACCUCAGUAACUCUUCUUUUUGAAAU
Osmerus eperlanus (European smelt) is the source of this 5093-nucleotide messenger RNA. It is a transcript of the gene gucy2d, whose product is annotated as guanylate cyclase 2D, retinal. Gene Ontology annotation, cellular component: plasma membrane. Gene Ontology annotation, molecular function: peptide receptor activity; ATP binding; guanylate cyclase activity. Gene Ontology annotation, biological process: intracellular signal transduction; protein phosphorylation; receptor guanylyl cyclase signaling pathway. The transcript has 20 exons. The record is from RefSeq and is a predicted model, not a curated record. Bases 678 to 4109 code for a protein of 1143 amino acids. Lineage: Eukaryota; Metazoa; Chordata; Actinopteri; Osmeriformes; Osmeridae.